CUAUCCAUAUUGUUUACCGUUGUGCGACUCACAAUCCCGGGAACUUUUAUUAGGAAGGCUCUCAUAUCCACUGCCAUUACCUUCGGUGUUGUAUGGGCUCUACUUUUUUCACAAGUGUUGUGGAUUUGUGAAACCCAGCCCGGCUGGAAAAUACAACCACAUCCGCAAUGCGAUCUCGGCAGAAGUGUUGCGAUAGCGCAGAUAAUCACCGACGUUCUAGGAGACACUGUCCUCAUCUUCGCUCCAUUCUCCCUCAUUUACAGAAUCAGAUUGUCGAGCCCGCAAAAAAUACGGGUACUAGCCGUCUUCUCUGCAUCAAUGAUAACCACGAUCGUCAGUCUCACCCAUGCAUAUUACAUCUCCUCUAAUGGAGGGACAAAGGAGGUCAUGGCUGGUGUAGUCGAGGCUUCCGUGUCUCUAAUCGUCGCUAAUUUGAGCGUCGUCGUCGCUUUCUUCUUCCGUUUGAGUGCAGAAGAUGAUUCGACUCCGGUGUCCAUCGUAACUUUCGGAUCACAGCCUAAAAAGCGCGUUCGCGACCCUCUCGCUACGACUAUUACAGGUGCUGAAUGUAUUCCGACCGUACUGGAGGACCUCUCUGAGUCGCAUCCCCGUUCCCUCAAGACCGAGGAGCUUACUUUGGACAUUAAGAAGGGAUAA
Messenger RNA from Suillus fuscotomentosus, 657 nucleotides. RefSeq lists its product as uncharacterized. NCBI's taxonomy places the organism in Eukaryota, Fungi, Basidiomycota, Agaricomycetes, Boletales, Suillaceae. The record is from RefSeq and is a predicted model, not a curated record. The transcript has 3 exons. The annotation marks the transcript as partial.